Molecule: messenger RNA, 1159 nt
Organism: Physella acuta
Lineage: Eukaryota; Metazoa; Mollusca; Gastropoda; Physidae
Source: RefSeq, a predicted model, not a curated record
GUAAAGCUGUGUGGCCUAUGAACAACAUGAAAGAUCAGUCCAUUUGUGUUUUUGAACAACAAGAGAUAUGAUUUAACAGCUAGAAAUUCUAAUAAUUUAGACAGAUGUUGCAGUGAUGGCUAAGCUAUAAGGCUCAACAGAUCAGCAUUAAAAUAUGAGGCUGAUAUCCUUAGUUUGUUUGCUUUUUCUUCCUGUCGUCCUGUGCACAAAUGAAUCGUUUGUAGCGAUUAUACUAGGCCUGGAAAGGGACUGUAUCAAUUAUUACUGCCGGUACACGGGGCGACUCUAUGGCCAUUUUUGGCAGCCUUACAAGAUUCUACCCCCGGAAGUGGAGAUCAAACCUUGCGUCACUCUGGAGUUUCAGUAUUGCAUCCUUAAAACUCUUAAAGAGUGUAAUGAGGAGGAAGGCAUGUGGUUUUACAUGUGCCCAAUAUGGUCGACCUGUCCCAAUUAUGAAUACUGUAUCGAACAAUCAAUGGAGCAUAAAUGCUCAUGCAAGAAAGGUUCACCAUACACUUUUGCCUCGAAUCUGUUUUUUAACGAUAAGCUGCGUCAUAACUUUUUCCGGUUGGUUUUUUUAAGCCAAACGAAAGGUUACGAUCAACCUUGCCAAAUAGUGGCAUCAAGCAACAUCUUUGACAUCCGGACUCGCCCAGCUGACUGGAAUCCUAUUUAUCUCAAUGGAAAGAAAGAAGUGAUCUUUUGGUCAACGAGUGGUAACCCUCCCCUUCGUGCAGGGUCGAUGUGUGUACUCUUGGGAACUGUGUUUGUCAUUGGUCUAGCUACACUUUUGUUUUAGUCAAGCUUUAAACAUCAAUGAAAGCUGUGAGAAUAAUUCGGCAGCCGGAAUUGCACCUUUUAAAAAAUAGUUUGUUCAAUAUUUAUUUACAGCUAAUUGUUAUAAAUGCAUUCACGAUGUUUGUUAUUACUUUUCAAAUUCUUUAAAAAAAAUAUUCACUGCUGCAUAUCACAAAUCUCCACUAAAUUUGUACUUAAAUCACAUUAUUGAAUUUUUUAAACUGUUGACUAUUAUAUUUUGCAAAUUUACCAAACCACAAAUUCUCCGGAUAACUAAUGUUAUCAAUAAAUAAUGAUACCGCCGAAUGCAACAAUUGUUUUCAUUGAAAUUAAUAGUUAUAAAACAUUUAAUAAUUUUGUA